UCUAUUCAUACCUGGCAGUCAAGUGUGAAUCUGUUCUAAAGAAAUAUCAAGUGCUUCCGACAGUUCCCAUGGGGAAAAUGUGCACUAAUGAAAAGUGGCAGUGACAAGUGCAAGUGAUGUAAUAAAUCGUGUGCCAAGGGAGUGGAUUAUGAUAAUAAGUGAGUGGACAAAAGUUAGUUUUCAUGACACCUAGUCGUGUCAGGGUGGUGUCACGAUGCUCCAGCAUAUGGAAGGACAGGUGGAGAAGUUGAAGAAGCGAGGAUAGUAGGCCGAGUGGCUGUAGAAGUAUUAUUCCACGUCACGUACCAUCCGUGUCCCUAUCAUCCAUCAAAUUCUCCCCAAGCUGAUAGGUGUCCUCAUAAAAUACUGUGGAUUUAAUGAAAUACAUGGUUGAAGGAUUGCUUCGUGCCAUGAUGAUUCAGCGUCAUCGAUGGUGAAGCUGGGAGCAAGUAUUGGCCGGGGUGCCAUCCAUGGCCUUGAAUCAUAUUUGAAUGGUAAAUUACGGUACAUUAGCGAGGACAAGUUGAAGUGCCUUUCGAUAAGUGGAUUACCAGUGACAAAUUGACGAAAUUCGUCGAGUUUUUGGGGUAAAGUUCGUGAGAGAGGGGUGUGGGUUGAUGAUGAUGGUGAUUGGUGUGUUGAAAUGGGCGUCAGGACCCUUUGAUCGUAAAAGGGAGAAAUGAAGUUAUCAGUGUCGGCUUAUAGAGCCCAGGCCAGUGCCCACAAGAAGAUCCUCUGUAAUUAUCAGCAUCAGCUGAGCUACGGUGCCACCACCCAGGCAUCCACAGCCCGAACCACCUCAGAUCCCGCGGCCGUCCUAUCUGGCCUCAAGGUGGAUCGGGCGGAGAACGAGGAAGCCCAGGGCGGAGGUCUGGCGCAAUCCAGUCACCCUGGUGCGUCAAGUUCGAGGAUGGGUCCUGGGCUGGACUCUGGCAGCAGUGCACCAUCCUCAGUACCACAUUCACUGGCAACAUCCCACGACGACGAGGACAACGAGGACGACGAGAGCAGCAGUCGCCGACCAGGAGGAAGCAGAACAAAGAGCAACCAGCGAUGGAUGAAACUCCGCACAACCGUCCAACUGUCCUCAGCAAUAUCCACAAUCCAGAAGAAGCCACCACUCAAGCGCGAGGAUUCAUUCCUCAAGAGAUUUUCAACUAGACAAAUACCGGAGAGCCAGGAGACCCUGGACACUGGUGAAGGUGAGGGUGAUACAGCUGACGAUAAAGAUUCAUCCAGAAGACGACGUCGACAGAGAAAAGCCCAACGCCCACCCAAGACAGUUGUCAAUCCAGACGAAAACUUUUACUACUACUGGCUCAUGCUCCUCUCUGCCUGUGUACUUCAUAAUCUUUGGACUUUAAUAGUGCGACAGAGUCUCCCGGAAUUGCAAGCUAUGGCACCAGCCGCUUGGUUGGCCGCUGAUGGCUUCACCGAUCUCAUAUUUUUUCUCGAUGUUGGUGUUCAAUUCAGAACUGGCUACCUGGAGCAGGGACUCAUGGUAUACAACAACAAAAAAUUAGCUGGUCACUACCUCAAAUCCAAGUCAUUUAUUCUCGAUUUAUUGGCACUACUACCACUUGAUCUACUUCAAGUAAAUCUGGGCAGCAAUCCAAUGCUCAGAUUUCCACGUUUUCUCAAAGUUUAUCGUGUUUAUAAUUAUUACUACAUGGUUGAGUCGAGAACGGUUUAUCCCAAUUUGUGGAGAGUGUUGAAUUUAAUACACAUACUGCUGAUUCUUGCCCACUGGUUCGGAUGCUUUUAUUAUCUGCUGAGCGAGGCUGAAGGCUUUCAAGGGGACUGGGUAUAUCCGCAUAGACCUGGUGAAUACGCUACACUCACUAGGAAGUACCUGGGAUCACUUUACUGGUCCACUUUGACACUUACUACCAUCGGGGAUCUACCGACACCCGAGACCAACGCCGAAGUCACUGCGGGCGGCAAUCCCCGGAGCCUCGCUCGUCGCGGCCGACUGUCCCGGCUACUGCAGUUCAAGCAUAACGGAGGAUACGUAUUCACAAUAGUCAGCUAUCUCAUCGGGGUCUUCAUAUUUGCCACGAUCGUUGGACAAGUUGGCAAUGUCAUCACCAAUCGCAAUGCCAAUAGACUUGAAUUUGAGAGGCUGCUUGAUGGAGCUAAGACUUACAUGAGACAUCAUAAGGUGCCAGGUGGCAUGAAGAGACGUGUGCUCAGGUGGUAUGACUACAGCUGGUCCAGAGGAAGGAUCCAGGGCGGUGGGGAUAUUAAUACCGCCCUAGGUCUACUGCCGGACAAGCUGAAGACCGAGCUUGCGCUACACGUCAAUCUGUCAGUUCUCAAGAAGGUCACCAUAUUCCAGGAAUGCCAACCGGAGUUUCUACACGAUCUCGUCCUCAAGAUGAAAGCCUACAUAUUCACACCCGGAGAUUCGAUAUGCCGAAAGGGUGAAGUUGCUAGGGAGAUGUUUAUCAUUGCGGAUGGAAUACUCGAGGUGAUAAGUGAAACUGGACGGGUAUUGACAACCAUGAAAGCUGGCGACUUUUUCGGAGAAAUUGGAAUUCUCAAUCUCGAUGGACUGAAUAAGCGGACAGCUGAUGUUCGAUCAGUCGGCUACUCGGAACUCUUCAGCUUAUCGCGAGAGGACGUUUUAGCUGCGAUGAAGGACUACCCGGAGGCACAGGAGAUUCUCCAGAACCUGGGUAGAAAGCGCCUGAUGGAAGCGCAACGCGUUGCCCGUGCCUUCCGUCACGGUGUGCCAACAUCACCAGGUCACGAUUCAUCGGAUAAUAGCACCGGCAAACGCAUCGUUGAUAAGCUAAAGAGUGACGUGAAAGGCCUGAAGAAUGUUCUCCGAAAGAGUCGCCGGGUGGCACGUCCAGACGAAUCAAUGGAGUUGCAGCCACUUGCACCAAAAGUACCACCUCUCCGUAGACAGCACAAGAUUGAUGAUGAGAGAAUAGAGGAGACAUCGGCAUCGGAGCCACCGGUGUCACCACUGGGUGCUGGGCUUCCUCUUCUUGCGCGUCUUCGUCUUCUCAAGGAAAAACAGGAUCGCGAGGAGAAACGUCACCUGACGGAGACACACGCACCACCAAAUGAUGUGACACAUCCAUCAGCAGUUCAGCAGAGCCCUGCAGAUCAGCUCAAUCCAGCUAAUCCAAAUCUUCCACUACUGCAGAGGAUAUUGCUCCUGAAAAACAAGACAGAGUCGGAGCCGGUGGUCGAUAAGGAAGCGCCAGCGAAAGAGCCACUGCUAACGAGAAAAUCCAGUGGUGAGGGUACGCAGAUUGCAAAGUUACCAGUUGAUACCACCAAAAGCUCGCCGGUAUCAAUGGAGAAUGGUAACUAUGGUAGCACCAAAAAGCCCUGGGUAAUGCUGAAAAAUGCCUCGUUGACGGCCAGGGAAUCUGCUGUCUCUUCACCGCAGAUGGUUAGCCCACAGAGGAGAAUGCAGAUCAGACAGACACUCGUGCAGAUCCGACAGCAGACCAAAAUGUAUGCGUCUGUUGAUGAUCUAUCCCCUGAAUACUGUGGGCUGCCUUUUGUUAAGAAACUCAAGAUUCUUAAUGAGAGGCAGAAACUUGCCGAGCUGGAGAAGGCGGUCAGGAGCUCCAGUUUGGAUUGCGGGGAAAAUAAUGAGGGGGGAUUCAAUGGCAGCCUCACUAGGAGUCACUCUGAAGCCUGUGCCAUUGAGUAUGCCAGGAAAUUAGCUAGGUUCAAUAAGGAGCACCCCAAUUCGCAAUCACCCUCCGAUCCCCUCUCACCGGAGAACGAGACCCUGGAGAGACGAAAUCUGAAGAGCAUCCUAAAGAAAUUAUCAUUGGGAAGUAGAGCUGGAAGUACAGACGCAUCGACUGGCACAAGUACACCCGAUCCAGACGUAGUGAGUGAUGAGUUGAGAAAACUCAUGAGGGCACAAACAAUCGAGGGCUACGCCGCAAGGCAUUCUAAAUUAUCAAAAAGUGUUACUUUCAAUAAGUAUACAUUGCAGAGCCCUCCAUCGGAGCAAUUGACAAUGGAGCACUGCGUCGAGGAGAAGUUGUCGUUAUCACAGGGACAAACCCCACUGCCACCGCCCAAUAAAAUUAGUUUCCGUCCUCUUGGCACUGGGGGAAUACUGCAAAUGGUAACGAGAAACAGUGACGAUGAGUAUCUUGGCGAUUUGGUGACUGGCAUUCGAGAAGUCAUACAAAAACGUUUGGAGGGCAUCCAGAAGAAAUUCGAGCACCAAUUCACAUCCCUCGAAUUGGAGAUACGAAAGAGGGAUGAGAUAAUAUCCCAACUGCAAAGUAGAAUUCAGGAAUUGGAGCAGAGGGAGUUGCCAGGGGAUGAUUCGUGCGAGGACAGUACAGAGCCAGACGUAUCGAUGGAGGAGGACGCUGUGGAGGAUGGUGAAGAUCAUCCAUUCAUGAGAGAUAGCUCUGUGGACACUGUCCUGGGUAGUUCAAGGCCAAGACUGAGGCGAUCCUCCACUGUCACGGAGAGUUCUCGCCAUCGUCGAUCAUGGGAGGAACACUCCGAGGAGGAGACCCUCCAGCUCCAAGAUCUUCCCCGUUCAAUUUCUCCCCAAAACAUCUGGAAAGACGAAGUGGCUAUCGAAUUAGAAUCCAACAGCGAUGAUAGCAAAUCAGAGGAGGAGGUUGAUGUUCCAGGGAGGCGAAGAAGUGCUGAUGAUUAUGCUGAUGAUGCACCUGGACAUAACACCUGGGAGGUGACAAUGCUCGCUCAGGAAUUAGAAAGCAGACGACGUAACAGCGAGGGCUCAAGUCCUGGCUCCUAGCGCAUUAACGAAAUUCUCCAACUGCUGUGUUAUUAUAAAAGGGGAAUGGACUCGAGACGAAGGGCUGGAAAAGCACCAAGAAAGAGUGUCGGUGGAAGUACAAGUAUCAAUGACGACGAGUGUCCAUUUCCCGGUGUCUCGUGUUUCAAUGGUUGCAAUGAAACAAUGAUGUGAGAUGCCUGCAAACACUGUCUCAUUAUCUCUGUUAGUUAUGUUAUUCUGUUGUUUUUAUCUGAUGAAUUUAUAUCGUUUUUCAAAGUCAAAUCAUUGAUAAUUAAAUGCACAAUCGUGACUGGAUAGAUUAAUCAAUCAAUCUCGAGAUACUUAGGGUAGAUUUGUAGGUAUUUUUUAUUUAUAAUCCAAUUAUUGAUAAUUGCGUUUCAUACGGUAUGUGGGAUAAUGCGAAUUUUCAUAGAGUAUUAUGUGUGAACGGGUGGGACCUCCUCAGGGUGGAGUUGUUAUAAUCGUUGUCAUUGUCGACUGUAAAUACUCACAGGUGCCUGAGCGAACAGUAUACUUGGGGUAAAAUUGAAACAUUGAGGUUUCUGUGCAAAUCGUUUUGUUUAUAGUGGGACGACAAAUAUAGAGGAAUUCAGUUGUUUCAUUCAUGUUGCAAUCAUUUCAGCUGCUGUCAAGGGAAUAUUAUUGAAAAAUCAACUCACUCAUUCACUCUGAGAAUCUAGAACAUGAAAAAACACUGAAAACGCUAAUUAUACUAUUAUUUGUGUGUGAGUGGAUAACACGAAUUUAUGGUUAAUCAAUUAUUUCGAGAAGUUAGAUGCAGUGAAGAGCCGGUGAACGAUAAGAUUUUUGUAUUUUCGAGUAUUGAAUUAUUUGUGAUUCAAUCUGGAAAUCAAUAUUGAGGUAAUGAGGAACUCGUUGAGAGUUUUCAGAGUGGGAGGGGAUCAUUCCGACCAAAGUCUCGUAAAGUAUGUUCAUAGGUAAUUAAAUAAGAUCUGAAAAGCGGUAGAGACUCAUUGGUACGAGUUAAUUCGACAAGUUACUUCCGUUUAAAGUUUCGUUGAAGGGAUAAGUGGAAAGUGGAGUAGCAGUAUUAUUGUUGGAAAUUCCGGGAAAUUGUUUGACAAACACAAAGAGCAACUAUAAUUUAUUUCAAUUAUAAAGAAGAAAAAUAUAAAUGCACUUGAUGAAUAUAUUUAUUGAAUACUGACCAGACCAAGCUCAAUAUUUCUAGAGUCUUUACAAGAGAAUGUCUCGUAUAAGUGCGUGUGAAUGGAAAUAACUUGCCGAUGAGCGUAAAUAAUAAAAGUGUGAAUUUAAACAUUGAUGAGAACAAUUGAUGAAACAUUGUAAAUAUUAGAGUACGAUUAAUUUAUUUAUGAAAAAAUGGGGGUUCGAGAGACUCAUCACGUGUGUAAUUGAGGGGAAUGAAAGUUGAUGAGGGGGUGAUGAAAAUUUCUGAGGGAACCGUCUAUGAAAGUGGAAAAUGUGUAUGUAAUU
Molecule: messenger RNA, 6220 nt
Organism: Fopius arisanus
Lineage: Eukaryota; Metazoa; Arthropoda; Insecta; Hymenoptera; Braconidae
Gene: Cngl
Product: Cyclic nucleotide-gated ion channel-like
Exons: 10
Coding region: 680-4759 (1359 amino acids)
Biological process (GO): transmembrane transport; monoatomic ion transport
Cellular component (GO): membrane
Molecular function (GO): protein-containing complex binding; monoatomic ion channel activity
Source: RefSeq, a predicted model, not a curated record